UGUGUGUACUGUUGGUCUAUGCUGUUUUGAGGGGUCAACACUCACCAACUCAACACUCACAGCUGCAAAUUAUUGUUGUUCAAUGCUGCCCAGAGGGCACUGCCUCCCCUUUUGUGCGAUCAAGCGCGAAACAAGCACGCACAAGUAAGUCAACUGAUGAUAAGUAGUAGUCCAACCGUCCAGCAACAGGUAGGGGACAUUUCUUCCGUAACUUAACAUGGGUCGGAUACUUGCUCUACCAAUGUAAGCUAUUAUAAUAGGAUUUCGGGAAAGCGGUGGUCAGCGAGACAUAUCCGACAAGGCAGCGGCUUUAGUACGUUUUUUGUUGUUGUUUUUUUCGCUCACCGCAUGCAGGCUCUGUUUUGUCCCACUUCAUUUAUCCACCAAGUCGGCAUUAGACGGAGACUAAAGCGUGUGUCCGUCCCAUUGAUGAGAAAACAAACCAGGCUACAAACAGCAUGUCAUCUCCAGACAAGACAACCCAAAGGAAUGAAGUCCUGAAUAACAUUCGGAGGUCCUCGAUGGUGGCGGGACAUGGGAGAAAACAGACGGAGUUUGAGAUGUCACAAGCCGCGUCAGCCUCACAACCUGGGGCGCUUAUUUCUAACAACAGGUUUCUGUGUGACGCCGAGGGCAUCACCAUUCACACAACUGUCACUCGACCGUCGGUGUCUCACCUACCCGGGCUCAAUCUCAACCCCCGGAUGUCCGUAUACAGCACAACUCGUCCAGUUACCGUCAGCCGUGCUUACAUUCAAGGACGCGCUUAUAACUUUCUGGAAAGACCAUCUGGGUGGAAAUGCUUCGUGUAUCACUUCUCGGUGUUCCUCAUCGUGCUCACCUGUCUUGUCCUCAGUGUGCUCUCUACUAUAGGGCAGUAUCAGGCUCUGGCACAUGGCACGCUCUUCUGGGUGGAGAUAGCGCUAGUGGUGUUAUUCGGUGUGGAGUAUGGUGUGCGGCUGUGGUCGGCAGGGUGCCGUAGUAAAUAUGUUGGCGUCUGGGGCCGGCUGCGCUUUGCCAGGAAGCCUAUCUCCAUCAUCGAUUUGAUUGUAGUGGUGGCCUCCAUCAUCGUACUGGUAGUAGGCUCCAAUGGACAGGUGUUUGCCACAUCUGCUGUCAGAGGGAUUCGCUUCCUGCAGAUUCUGCGCAUGCUCCAUGUGGACCGGCAGGGAGGGACGUGGCGUCUGCUGGGCUCUGUGGUCUUCAUCCACAGGCAGGAGCUCAUCACUACGCUGUACAUUGGUUUUCUGGGGCUCAUCUUCUCCUCCUACUUUGUGUACCUGGCAGAGAAGGAUGCUGUGGACAGCAAUGGAGCCAAUGAGUUCGAGAGCUACGCUGACGCCUUGUGGUGGGGGGUGGUGACCGUCACAACUAUAGGCUACGGAGACAAGGUGCCUCAGACGUGGAUCGGUAAAACCAUUGCAUCGUGUUUCUCAGUCUUUGCCAUCUCCUUCUUCGCCCUACCAGCUGGGAUCCUGGGUUCAGGCUUUGCCCUGAAGGUUCAACAGAAACAGAGGCAGAAGCACUUCAACAGGCAGAUCCCUGCAGCUGCCAUUCUCAUCCAGACUUCGUGGAGGGUCUUUGCUGUGGAGAACCCUGACUCGGCCACCUUCAAGACGUUUGUGAGGAGGAGACCUGCUCUGCCCAGCUCCUCUGUAUCCAGUCCCAAGCCCAAGAAAACGGUGAAGCUGAGGAGGAAGUUGAAGAGCAGUGAGAAGGACGACGGGCCUGGUUCUCCCACUGUUCCCAGUAUCUCCUACGACUCUGUGUUCAAUAGUGGGAGGGAGCUCAGCUCUGACGUCUACAGCACUGUGUGUACAGCUGAAGCACUAGGAUGUGAUACCCAGCAGUCCUGGACCUCUCUUUCCUCCCUUACAUUCAGCUCGCCACUCCCAGUGAAAAAGACCCCUGGUUUGUUGGAGGUGCAGCCCCCUCGUCCCCUCCAGAGGAACAGCAGCUUUGGGGACGAUCUGGACCAGGAGGACCAGUGUGUUCUGACCCCAGUCACCCACGUGUCACAGCUGCAGGGGACUCACAGAGCAGCCAUCCACGUGAUCCUACGGAUGCGCUACUUUGUCGCUAAGAAGAGAUUCCAGCAAGCACGUAAGCCCUACGACGUGCGAGACGUGAUCGAGCAGUAUUCCCAAGGACACCUGAAUCUCAUGGUGCGCAUCAAGGAGCUGCAGAGGAGACUGGACCAGUCUCUAGGGAAGCUGACCCUGUUCCAGACUAGCUCAGACAAAGCCAAAGACAAAGGCACCAACACCAUCGGCUCCAGACUCAACAGGAUGGAGGACAAGAUACAACGCAUGGACCAGACACUCAACCACAUCGCAGAGUCCCUUACCCAGCUGUUGUCUGGGACAAGCCAGGGGCAGGGGGACAUUUGGGGAGCGCAGGGGGACAUGGGGGGAGCACAGGGGCAGGGGGACAUGGGGGGAGCACAGGGGCAAGCGAGGAGGAGGUCACAGGGUGGUGCAGGGGUCCCCAGCCAGGAUAGCCUACCCAGCUACGAGCAGCUCUCCACCGCGACCCUCCAUCCACCCCUCAACCCCAGCCUCAGCCAGGACAAGAGCUCCUGAAUCAACCCUCCAUCCACCCCUCAACCCCAGCCUCAGCCAGGACAAGAGCUCCUGAAUCAACCCUCCAUCCACCCCUCAACCCCAGCCUCAGCCAGGACAAGAGCUCCUGAAUCAACCCUCCAUCCACCCCUCAACCCCAGCCUCAGCCAGGACAAGAGCUCCUGAAUCAACCCUCCAUCCACCCCUCAACCCCAGCCUCAGCCAGGACAAGAGCUCCUGAAUCAACCCUCCAUCCACCCCUCAACCCCAGCCUCAGCCAGGACAAGAGCUCCUGAAUCAACCCUCCAUCCACCCCUCAACCCCAGCCUCAGCCAGGACAAGAGCUCCUGAAUCAACCCUCCAAUCACACCUCAACCCCAGCCUCAGCCAGGACAAGAGCUCCUGAAUCAACCCUCCAUCCACCCCUCAACCCCAGCCUCAGCCAGGACAAGAGCUCCUGAAUCAACCCUCCAUCCACCCCUCAACCCCAGCCUCGGCCAGGACAAGAGCUCCUGAAUCAACCCUCCAUCCACCCCUCAACCCCAGCCUCGGCCAGGACAAGAGCUCCUGAAUCAACCCUCCAUCCACACCUCAACCCCAGCCUCAGCCAGGACAAGAGCUCCUGAAUCAACCCUCCAUCCACCCCUCAACCCCAGCCUCAGCCAGGACAAGAGCUCCUAAAUCGGCCAUCCAUCCACCCCUCAACCCCAUCCUCAGCCAGGACAAGAGCUCCUGAAUCAACCCUCCAUCCACCCCUCAACCCCAGCCUCAGCCAGGACAAGAGCUCCUGAAUCAACCCUCCAUCCACCCCUCAACCCCAGCCAGGACAAGAGCUCCUGAAUCAACCCUCCAAUCACCCCUCAACCCCAGCCUCGGCCAGGACAAGAGCUCCUGAAACCAAGAAACACCAAAACCACUUUGGCGCUUUUUCUCUUUGUCUUAUUCUGAGAUCAGUGUUCUUCAUGAUAAUGAACCAGCUGUGUAGUGCUAGGGCAAAAAACGAAAUGUGCACUCAGUGGGGGCCCCAGGACCGAGUUUGGGAAACCCUGCCCUAGAAAAGAACCGUAUACACAGGAGAUUUAGCAACUCUUGGAGGACAAUCUAAUUAAAUAAAAAUAUUGUUUUUAUUGUUAAAAGUGGAACCAACACGUUUCAGCUUUUGGCCUUCUACUUUAAACAAAGAUUAUUUUUUAUUUAAUUCCGUUCAAAUAUUUUUAUUGAACACACACAGGAAUGGUGUAUAGGUAUGAAAGGCAGGUAUACAAUUUUUAACUAAACAUAAAAGAGCAGACAGAAAUAAAAAGAUCCAGAGUUCUGGGUACACAACAAUUAUUACAAAACAAGACAUACAAAACAAGGACAGGUAGAAAGAAAGAGGGUGGGUGUCACCCCCCCUUAUCCCUCCCCCCCUUUAUCCCUUCCCCUUAUACCCCUCCCCGCUGCUCGGGUGGCGGUGCCAGCACGUGCUGCCCAGAGGUGGAUUAAAAUAUUACAAUGGAGAGUGCGUUAAAAAGUACAAAUUCACAGCGCCGAAUGGUCCAAGUAAGAGAGGAAAGGCUGCCAGAUCUGAUCAAAUGUUGAUAAUUUAUUGUUCAGAAUAUAUCUAAUCCUUUCUAAGUGUACAGUGUUUGCCAAUUCGCUGAGCCAUAAUUUGGUAGUGGGCGCUUCCCUCUUUUUCCAGAACAACAAGAUUAGUUUUUUUGCCGAAAUGAGACUGUAAGAGAUGAAUUGUUUUUGGGGGUUGGUUAGUCCGAUUAGGGAAUCAGACACUCCCAGGAUUAUCAGAAGCGGGUCUGGGUCAAUUGAAGUCUCCAGAACUUCAGAGAGGAUCCUAAAAAUUCCACACCAGUAACCAUGCAAGCUAGAGCAUAGGGCAAAGCAGUGGAGAAGUGUACCCUGUGCAGCCUGACAUUUAUCACACAAAGGGGAUGUAUCAGGAAAUAUCCUAUGCAGUUUGGUUUUGGAAUAGUGUAAUCUGUGUAAUACCUUGAAUUGUAUGAGCCGAUGUCUGGAGUU
This is a messenger RNA of Salvelinus fontinalis (brook trout), 4577 nucleotides long. RefSeq names its product potassium voltage-gated channel subfamily KQT member 1-like. Gene Ontology annotation, cellular component: membrane. Lineage: Eukaryota; Metazoa; Chordata; Actinopteri; Salmoniformes; Salmonidae. Gene Ontology annotation, molecular function: voltage-gated potassium channel activity. Bases 459 to 2582 code for a protein of 707 amino acids. The transcript is spliced from 18 exons. The record is from RefSeq and is a predicted model, not a curated record. Gene Ontology annotation, biological process: potassium ion transport; transmembrane transport.